Molecule: messenger RNA, 1064 nt
Organism: Mangifera indica (mango)
Lineage: Eukaryota; Viridiplantae; Streptophyta; Magnoliopsida; Sapindales; Anacardiaceae
Product: myosin-2 heavy chain
Exons: 8
Coding region: 85-732 (215 amino acids)
Source: RefSeq, a predicted model, not a curated record
CGUAUGUCCUUUAUCAAAGCCUCUCAUCAUUUUGAUUGUCAUUUGUCACUUCGGUUCGCGCUUCGGAUUUGAAAAACCACCAAAAUGUCCGCAGCGAAAUCGAUCUCCCGAAAACGAGGCUUCGCCUCUGAACUCACGAAGUCGGAUUCGAAUCGAGUGGUGGACGAUUUCGAUCUGGAUCUCUCCAGUGACUUGAAAGGCAUAAUGUCGGCGCUUCAGCAGAUAAAAGAGAAAGCGCAACAUGACGAUCGAAAGAAGAAAGAGGAAACAAUUUCUAGUGUGGCCUCGGAAAUCAGGUCUAAGAUUGAUGAAUUGAAGUUGAAACUAGAGAAGGAUAGACAAGGUUUUGCUAAGGCACUUUCCAAGAACUCCAAAGAGUGCGAGAGUCGAUUAAAGAAUGAGACUACAAAGUUUCAAGGGGUUUAUGAGAAAUUCUGCAAGGAAAGAGAUGCCCAUCUUCAGGUCUUAAAAGAUACUAUUUCCAAAUUUGAGGAAGACAAGGAAAGGCUGUUCACGCGCUAUGAACAACUGAGGAAGAAAGAAAAGAGUUUAAUAUCGGAUCAAGAGAAAUAUUGUGCUGAUAAAAUUGCUAAGUUGGAGGAGUCCUUGAAAAAGAAGAAGCAGAUUUUGCUAUUUGGCAAACAGGAUGACAAAACUUUCAGCCUUUUGAGGAAAACUCUUGGUUCAUUUCUUGAGGAUGCCUCAGACGAGGACUUCCCCCCUGAUGAUUGAAGAUUUGCUUCAAAAUAGAUCGCUCAAAACAUCUAACUACCAACAUUUUUAAUCUUUAAGGGAGUAGCUUAUAGUAUGUUGUCUCUGAGAAACUCCAAUGCAUUGGUUACAUGGAAACGGAAGGGUUUCAUAGUCAUUUGUAGGUUCUUCUUCUCAACUUUCGAAUAACCAUUUUCAAAAUCAUUUUUCUCAACUCGUCUGAAACUGAUGUGAAGACUGUAGAAAGAAAACUUUAGGUAUGCUAGGAAUGUAAAUGCUCUUAGAAAAUCAAUUUUCAAGCUUAAAAUAAAACGUGUUAUUGAUCUUAAACCAAUGCACAUUUUUCUUGACUA